This is a messenger RNA of Copidosoma floridanum, 1588 nucleotides long. It is a transcript of the gene exp, whose product is annotated as expansion. The record is from RefSeq and is a predicted model, not a curated record. Gene Ontology annotation, biological process: regulation of DNA-templated transcription. Lineage: Eukaryota; Metazoa; Arthropoda; Insecta; Hymenoptera; Encyrtidae. Gene Ontology annotation, molecular function: protein binding.
GCGGAGGAGACUCUCGGGACAGCGAGUCCAAGGAGCAAAAGGACCACUAGAAGCGGAGUAGUAGUAGCAGAUAUAAAAAUACCACACAGGGAUGGUGUCGAGGCGAAAAAUCCUGUCGCGCUCGCGAGACAAUCUCGCGGACACGCAAUACGAACAAGAGGAGGAGGAAGAUGUUUGGUAUAACAUGGACAAACUGUACAAGGACCACAUACAGGAAGUACUGGACAAGUGGAACCAGAUAGACGACGAGAUAUGGGCGAAGGUGAUCGUCUUCGAGAGGAACAGGCGCGUCGCCAAAGCGUACGCCAGAGCACCCGUGCUCACGGUCAACGGAUCCAACGACGGCUUCGAUGGUUUUAGGAUAGGCCUGUGCGGCUUCGACAACCCGAUGCGCGACAGCAAAACGGAGGAGGCAAAGCGACACAUAAACCAAGGCGUGAAGAUAAAAAUGGACGAGCAGGGCAACAUCCUGAUAAAACGGCUGUGCAAGAGCAACGUGUACGUAAAGUCGACACACCAGGAGGACAACGCGAUCGGCUCCGAAAUCAUUCGCAACUCCCAGGGCGCUCUCGAGCACGAGAAACCCGGCAAGCUCUUCGACAUGAACAAAUUCCAAACGAACCUCUCGCGGGAGACGCGGCGAGCCUACCCUGACCGCAAGCGCCUGGAGACCCAGUGUCUCAGCGCCAUUGUCUUCGUUCGCAUGGAACCCGACAUACUCCAAUGCCCCGUUUGGGUGCUCAUCGUCAAUGUCGUUGGCCUCGACAUGCUCAAGUCGAAGCUACCUCCAGUACUGGCACUGCAGAGGCCGGUCGACAUAAAGAACCGGCCGCGCAUACCGAUCCCCGACGAGGACCCUUACAGCGUGGCGGGCAGCUCGGGCGACGGGAACGGCCGGGUCGAUCCGAUUUACAUCGCGUACCAGCAGCAACAGCAGCAACAGCAGCAGGAGCACAGGGACGCAAGGCUCGCCCAUCGUAGGGCCGAGCGGCCGCCGAAACUACCGCCCAGGGAGAAUCUUUACGGGCACGACAUACCCAAGAUGCCGAGGCAGGUUUACGUUAAGCCGGACUACGACGACAUAGAGGACGACUACAUGUCGGGCCCCGUGAGAGCACCUGUUAUGGAAGACAAAAAGAGUAAAAAGGAAAACAUCAAGAAAUACGACGAUCCCUACUACUGCGGCCUACGAGCGCGCGUCCCGAACUUUGUGAAAAUGGCCAAGAGCAAUGGCCUAGAGCGCCCCAGUGGAAAACUCCCAGCAGCUGCAUAUGGACACUCGACUAGUCGCGCCAGCCUCCAACAGCAGCACCACCAUCACCAUCCCGGCUACAUCGCCGCGCAAAACUACUCCGCGUCAGCUCAGAUCGGCCAGUCGGCUCAGAUCUACGGACACCAAGUCGCGGCCCUACCAGCUUCGGCCAAGCGGCCGCCCAUCAUGUACCACACCAGGAGCUUCGAGAGUGGACUCGAUUCCGACGACAGAAUCGAUUCUCCAUACAAUCACAUUUACGGAAGGUUACCGAUCCCAACGAGGGGCGUGAUACCACCGGCGCCUCGCGCCAUGUUCAUCGGCGAGUGGGACUAG